This is a messenger RNA of Fusarium graminearum PH-1, 963 nucleotides long. Its product is annotated as ribosomal RNA assembly protein mis3. NCBI's taxonomy places the organism in Eukaryota, Fungi, Ascomycota, Sordariomycetes, Hypocreales, Nectriaceae. The transcript is spliced from 2 exons. The coding region runs from base 1 to 963 and encodes 320 amino acids. Gene Ontology annotation, molecular function: RNA binding. The record is from RefSeq and is a predicted model, not a curated record. Gene Ontology annotation, cellular component: nucleolus; small-subunit processome.
AUGCCUUCCACACACAACGUUGCGAAGCCAUGGGACACCGAAGAUAUCGACAAGUGGCGAAUAGAACCCUUUCUCCCCAAAGACAACGUUGGCGGUCCAUUUACAGAGGAAUCUAGCUUUGCAACUCUCUUCCCUAAAUACAGAGAGUCAUAUUUGAAAGAGGUAUGGCCUCUGAUCACUCGAGCCCUUGAGAAGCUCGGCAUUGCUUGCAGUCUAGACCUUAUAGAAGGCUCGAUGGUUGUGAAGACAAGUUUGCGUACCCACGAUCCAAGCUCCAUCCUCAAGGCCAGGGACUUGAUCAAGCUGCUGGCAAGAAGUGUCCCUGCACCUCAAGCUAUCAAGAUUCUCGAGGACGGUAUCGCCUGCGACAUCAUUAAAAUUCGCAACCAAGUUGCAAGCAAAGAACGUUUCGUUAAACGGCGUCAGCGCCUUCUUGGGCCAAAUGGUACAACCCUUAAGGCCCUUGAACUUCUCACCAAAACAUAUAUUCUCGUCCACGGAAACACAGUUUCUGUCAUGGGUCCGUACAAGGGACUGAAGGAGAUUCGACGAGUUGUGGAGGAUUGCAUGGCCAAUAUUCACCCCAUCUACCACAUCAAGGAAGCCAUGAUAAAACAAGAGCUUGCAAAGGACCCUGAGCUUGCUAACGAGAGCUGGGAUCGUUUCCUACCCAAUUUCAAGAGAAAGACACUCAGCCAGAGACGUGUUCCUCACAAGGUCAACGACAAGGCCAAGAAGGUCUACACACCAUUCCCCCCGGCUCCCGAAAAGAGCAAGGUCGACAAACAAAUCGAGUCUGGCGAGUACUUUUUGGGUAAGGUUGGCAAGGAGCGUGCUGCUCAGGAGGAGCGCAGGGAGAAGCAGAACAAGCGAAAGGAAGAGAAGGCCAAGGAGCGCGAGGCCGACUUUAUUGCGCCGGAGGAGAGCCGUCCCAAGAAGAAGCGCAAGAAGACGGAAGAGUAA